GUUUCAUCCGUGUUAAGCUCGUAGUUAGUUGUGGUGUGUGUGCGUACCUUUCCCGUCUUCUUUCGUUUGAUAAUGAUCUCUCCAACAACAACCACAACUCCAAAUCACAACGACAGUACCACCGCCACGCCGCCCAAUGCUUCCGCAAAACAUGCAUCAUUGAUGACCAGUAGCAAAGCCAUAGACCAGUUGAUUGAACGCGAUAGCAAAUACCCGGACCUUGCAGAAUUAUUACGAGGACCAACAUCAGAAAGCUAUGCUAAACGCCUCAGUCCACACGAACACGAUUUUAUUAAAGAAAACACGAGCGUCAUACCUCCAGAUCUUUCUGAACUGAUUGACCAAAUACAAUGUCGAUGUUUUAUGGGAGUGUUGCCAGAAAUUAAACGAGCUUGGGUGACGAUCGACCAUCGACUCUACAUGUGGAAUUAUACUGAUGGUACCGAUCUCACAGGGUAUGAUGAUCAAGACCAAAUUAUUUGUAGUGUGGGUCUUGUCAAUCCCAGACCAGAUAUAUUUGGAGAUUAUAUCAAAUACCUCUUGAUCUUGACGACGCGAAUCGCUGUAAGCGUACUUGCUGUAUCCGUCACACCUGGUCCAAUGAACGAUGGCAGUGACGAUCGGAUUACAUUGAUUGCAACGGAUAUUGCUGCGCCAGCAAACAAUAUGACAAUUACUCAAGUUGUUGGAACGGAUGAGGGUCGCGUGUUUCUCGUUGGCGACGGUAAACUUUUCGAAUUGGAUUAUUCGCGCAAGGACAGUUGGUUUGGAAACAGGAGUGAUUUGAUCGAUCACACCACAAAACCAUAUUCAGCAUUGUUACCAUCAUUCUUUAGAUCAAAACAGCCAGUGGAAAUCAGUUUAAUUGCUCUAGACAACGAACGCAAAGUUCUUUAUUUGCUCAGCUCACAAUCCAGCAUUGAGGUAAUUUAUCUCGGUGCAAAUGGAAACGAAUUUACAACAGUUGCACACAACACGGAUAUCUGCAAUUCGGCCCGCUUAGCGUGUCGUCAAAGCUCGGUUGAAUUCACUACGACAGAAUUCGAGAUACAGUCAAUCCAUGUUAUAUCUAAGGCCGAAUCCAAAAAAGUACAUUUACUUGCCGUAACGACGACCGGAUUCCGACUGUACUUUACACACCAUAAAGACGCAUUACGAAUGACAUCAUUUGCACGCUCAACAGACGCACCACCCAACGCACUCGAAUUGAUCCAUGUACGACUACCACCAACGGCCGAACCAUCUGGCCCUACUCCAGCACUUCAACAAAGUCAAAAUUCGGUUGGAACCAUUCAUGCGGCUUACUAUGACUGCGGAACGCUGCUGGCGGCGAGAACCUUUGGUCGGGACUACAGAACGGUUCUUUUGAUGACAGCAAUGGAUCUUGGAGAGUCAACUCAUUUUAAUGGAAGUAAUACAGCAGCAUCAAUGCCAACGUCAAUGCCCACCUACACUAUCACUCAGCAGCGACCGCCCCUUGUGGAGAGUAGUGCGAUCAUCGAAAGUGACGGCAACGUAUACGCUAUUGCAGAGGCAAACCCACAGAAACGCGGAAAGCGUACGAUUAACGAAAUGGCAGAGCUUUUAAUCGAUCCACCACGACGAUUCCUUGUUCUGACGGAUAAAGGUGUUACGUUUAUCAAAAAACAGCGACCCGUUGACGUACUACAUCAACUCAUUGUCAAUACACAGGGCGACAUCGAAACCCAUCAACGAGAAUAUGCAGCAUUUUUUGAGCGAUACGGUCGCGUGCAGUCUUGUGCCAUGUGUCUCGCCAUUGUUUGUGGCACACUUGGAAAAGUUGAAUUAGUACCAGUGAUCAGGGCUGCGUCAAUGUUGUUUUUCGAGUUUGGAGGUAGUCCCACGGCUGCUGCUAUGACGACAUUGGGUGAAAAUUAUCUGGGGAAGGCUAUCGGAACGACUGGAACAACAUAUAGUGGCAAACACGACGGUCUCGCGCUGUACUUUGCUCGCUUAGUUGCCCCAGUAUGGAAGUUGAAAGUGUUUGAAAACGGUACUGAUCGCAAGAAGAACGAGGAACGAAGCAAAUAUCAGGCUUUACUACUGAAAUGUCAGAGUGAUCUGGAAAGGUUAUUGAAAUUUAUGGAUGCGAACCCCGAAUUUCAUGUUUCAGCAAGCUUCGCAGACUCGCGAUUCCAGUCAGCCGACCAAGGGAUGCUGCAAGUGCUGGUGAACGAGCAACAAUCUCUCCAUGGACUAUACCUACUCUUAAAGCACUGCAUUGAAGCGAUAUCGUUCCUAGACUUUUCGAUCGACGCUAGUAUUCAGGAGAUACUGCAAUGCCUAUCAGAAACAACGAGAAACGAGAUGCAAACCUUAACGCUGGAAAGUAUGUUGUCGACCCCUCGAGGACGCGUGUUGACCCGUGAACUCGUUAUUGGAACUAUCAACAAGUACGGUGCAGCGCAUAGCCAUGUGGGAUACGAUAUCGUCAGUGAUGUAUUGCGAAAAAAGUGCAGCUCUUUCUUUGGACCUAGCGACGUCGCUUUCUACCGAGGCGUAGAGAAUCUACAGCGUGCAAAGAAAGCUGAAGCUGAAUAUGAACGGAAUGCAGCAUUGACAGAGUCACUAAGCCUGUUUAAAGAAGCUUCAGAUUACUUGACAGAAGAAGAACUUGCGGAGAUAUGUCGUGACUAUGAUCGGCUAAGGUUCCACGUUGGCUCUGUUGAACUGCCUUUGGAGCGAGCGAAAAAGGUUGACCCACAGCAACAAGGACUGGCGUACAUGGAGGCUAAAAAUCCACCAAAUGACGCGCGCUUACAGUUCUACGAGGCUCGGAUGCGCUGUUACAGACUUGUAUUCGAUGCAUUGGCGGCAGUGAAGGCAUUAGGCGAAAGUGCAGCAGCAAGCAGAAGUGGCGGCGAUCCCAAAGUGUAUGUGGCACAAGUCUUUUCCACGGCGUUAUCACAUCAAGACAAGCUAUUUCACUAUGCCCUGUACAACUGGUUUCUCGAAAAGAACAUGAAAAGCGAACUCUUGGCGGUGGAAACGCCAUAUCUGAUACCAUUUUUCAAAGAUUACGUAAACGAAGUAGACGGGAUGGAGUUUCUUUGGCAAUACUAUCGACGUAGAGAGCAAUACUACGAUGCAGCACUCUAUCUCGAAGCGUUGGCUACCCGACCCAACGGACUCAGUCUGUCCAAACGCCUGGAACAUCUUGCGCUUGCCGUUGUAAAUGCACGCUGUCGCGAUCCAAAGCGUCAACAAGAACAAGAAUCAACACAACUUUUGCAAAGCUUGGAAUAUCGAAUCACUGUGGCACGAAUACAAGUGCGCCUUCAACAAAUCCUGCAAGCGCGUGGUCCUGAAGGCGAAGAAGGGGCAAGGAGCUUAGAAGUACAGCUGUUGGAUAUCAGCGAACUGUUUAACAAAUACGCGCGACGCUUUGGCAUUUUGGACGAGAUAUUAUUCAUCAUGAAACUCACUGAGCAUUACGACAUGUUUUACCUCAGGGAGAUCUGGCAAACCAUCUUGGCACAGAAUGAAAAGGAGGCUUUUGAGGUGCAAAACUCCCCAUUCGCUACGCUACGGAACCGAAUAGUAUAUUUAGGAGAGCGGCUUUACCCUUCUCCGGCUGCAUUUCCAGUUGAAACGAUCGUUGAGAUUUUGGAGCACUAUUGCUUUGAGCAUAAUGCACCAACAGGCUAUGUGGCUGAAUCAUUACGAGCAGCAGGUGUCCCGACCGAUAAACUACUUGAUAUCUACAAAAUGUCAAUAGAAAGCACGAAUCCCACAUGGCAAAGUCCAGACGAAUGUGAAUACCUCCAAAAACAACUCCAGUAUCUAUAUCAGCUUCUGUAAAAGAAAUAGUUCCUUGAUUCUGUUAGCAUACACACAUACACACACACAUACAAAUACAUAUAUACAAAAACAUCGUAAUAACAACGUC
Molecule: messenger RNA, 3910 nt
Organism: Zychaea mexicana
Lineage: Eukaryota; Fungi; Mucoromycota; Mucoromycetes; Mucorales; Lichtheimiaceae
Product: Non-repetitive/WGA-negative nucleoporin C-terminal-domain-containing protein
Exons: 18
Coding region: 73-3822 (1249 amino acids)
Biological process (GO): RNA export from nucleus; transcription-dependent tethering of RNA polymerase II gene DNA at nuclear periphery; protein localization to nuclear inner membrane
Cellular component (GO): nuclear pore; nuclear pore inner ring
Molecular function (GO): structural constituent of nuclear pore
Source: RefSeq, a predicted model, not a curated record